AUGGGGUCUGCUGAGUUGGGUACGGCCAAAUACCUGAACAAAAAGAUGAAGGCCAAAGGUCUUCAAAAGCUGCGAUUUUACUGUCAGGUUUGCCAAAAACAGUGUCGAGAUGAAAAUGGGUACAAAGCACAUUGCAGGUCACCAUUUCACACUCGAAAUGUAGCCCAGAUGAAGCCACAAGAUUUAAUUAACUAUACAGAACAGUUUGAAAAAGAUUUCUUGCGACUUCUGAGGCUAUCUCACGGAGAGAAGAAGAUAGAUGCUAAUAAGUUCUAUAAUGAGUUUAUUCAAGAUCGAGACCAUGUACACAUGAACGCUACGAAGUAUACGUCACUGACCAAAUUCAUUUUACAUUUGAGUAAAACUGGUAAAAUACGACUUCACAACAUCGAAGGAGACGAAGAUAGCAUUGACGUUGAAAGCGGCAAAAUUAUGAUGAGUUACAUUGACAGCUCCUUUGAAAAUAUGCUGCGACAGAAUAAGGUCAAAGAGAUAGAGGGUUCACAUAUCACUGAAGAAGACAUUAGAAUGAAGAUGCUGAAGCGUCAAAUAGCGUCAUCGACACCAGAAACAGAAACGGAAACCGCGCAUGCUAACGAUACGGAUGCAAUUGAAACCAUCAGUCCCGGCACUCAAAUUGGAAAAAUAUCUUUAACACUUCCGAAGAAACCAGUGAGCAGAGGGAAAGUUGGCAAAAAACCAAAGAACGUAUUUAAAAAACUGAAAUAG
Lachancea lanzarotensis is the source of this 729-nucleotide messenger RNA. It is a transcript of the gene RTS2, whose product is annotated as LALA0S01e17986g1_1. The coding region runs from base 1 to 729 and encodes 242 amino acids. The record is from RefSeq and is a predicted model, not a curated record. The transcript has a single exon. NCBI's taxonomy places the organism in Eukaryota, Fungi, Ascomycota, Saccharomycetes, Saccharomycetales, Saccharomycetaceae. Gene Ontology annotation, cellular component: nucleus. Gene Ontology annotation, molecular function: zinc ion binding; double-stranded DNA binding. Gene Ontology annotation, biological process: DNA damage response; DNA replication.